GAACUGUGUUGUUAGCAUUUCCUUACUUUGCCUACAAAUGCCGUGGGGGCAUGCUCACGGACGUGGCUAAGAAAAUCUGAAACUUGGUCCACUUAAUCUGUUGAUUAGUGGAUCCCACAUCUCAACACGAGACACGUGGCAAAUUUAGUUACAGCGCCUCUGCAACUCCAAGCUUUGUAGAAUUCCAGUCUCUAUUCUCUAGUCUCUACCAUGGCUGGGUUCGGUAGCGGUAGCAGUAGCAGAGGCGGAAUGCUUCGCGUGUCCGAGGAUGAAAACCGUAGGCGCGAGGGUUACCUCGCGAGCUACAAGCAAAUUCGCGAUUCGCUCAUUGAUCUUGAGCAUUCUGCCGAUCGUAUUUUCGAUACAAUUUCUAAAAGGACUGCGAAAGAGAAUGAGAAGCUGAUGGGAUUGUCUAAGAGGAUUCGAAUGGCCAAGGCAAAGAUUGAGGCUAUAUCUCAUAAAAAGGAGUCAAUCACAAUUAGGUCUCCUUCAAAAUAUUCAUCAAAAUCUAAUGGAGACAGGGACUUUCAAACUUUAUUUGGGUAUAAGGAUGAUGAAACUGGUGGCAAUAUUCCAGUGGCAAAGAUCUUGGUUAAUGGAGGUUUGAAUAGGGAGUUUGGAGUAGAUGGUACACUCGAACUUUUUCAGUUCUUCUCGGAAACAACUCCGGACUUUCCACACAGGGAGGUUCAUCCAACGGUAGGGACUCAUGUUGCCCGUUCAGAUGGAAAUCCAUCUAUUGACAAUCUUCCAAAACCCCCACAUUUGACUUAUGGCAGCCUCUUAAAGGAGGAUUUCAUUGCUAGAGAUUCUUCGUCAAGCUCUAAGCAACAAGAUCUUCCCCCUCCACCUCCAAGCUUACUUCAUGGCUCACAAGUACCUCCAAGAUUAGAGGGUUUCAGCCUUAGACCAUCUGUCACACACCAUUCGAAGCAGCAACACUCCUUUUCUGAUCUUCCAAUAGAUCUAAACAUGGCCUUGAGUGAAACCACAGGUGCAUCUAGUCAGGCCAAGCCACACUUGACAUCAGGUCCUCCUUCACUGCGCUCAUUAGCUAAGACACCGAUGGUGGAGAAGCAUCAACUGAGCAGAGAUCCCAAAGAUAUAACUGCAAGCACUGAUGAUCAAAAUUCCAUUCCUCCAUUACACAAUGUUGAUCAUUGUGAGUCUUCUGAUAAGGGAAGUUCAACUGUAAGACCUCCAUCUGCUCUUGAGGAAAGCUCUCCUGGUGAAGGUGAAAAGAACGAUCCAGAUAACUAGAUAUAUCUACAGAAAGCCAUUUGUGAGUCUGGCCAGGGAUGUAGGAAUACAAUGGCUUAUAGUGGAGACCAAUGCCCCGACAAAGGUGACAGAUCAUUCCCAGCCAAUGCAAAUGCUGUUGUAAGAUGCCUAUGGCUAUGAAAAACUGUGGAUCACAGUGAUAGUGCAGACUGCUUUAGUCUUUUUUGUGAAUCAAAUGUAAAAGCAAUUGCAGGUUGUCUCCCUACCUGGGAUAUAAAUUUUUGUGUUGCUACUAAAUUAUUUUUAUGCAAAAGCAUAUUUGGUACUGAUGUA
Molecule: messenger RNA, 1554 nt
Organism: Macadamia integrifolia
Lineage: Eukaryota; Viridiplantae; Streptophyta; Magnoliopsida; Proteales; Proteaceae
Exons: 12
Coding region: 211-1260 (349 amino acids)
Biological process (GO): endocytic recycling; Arp2/3 complex-mediated actin nucleation; exocytosis
Cellular component (GO): recycling endosome; WASH complex; early endosome
Molecular function (GO): gamma-tubulin binding; alpha-tubulin binding
Source: RefSeq, a predicted model, not a curated record